AUUUAUUUAUAACUAUUAUAUAUACGGGUGUUUGUAAAUCCCCCAAUCCAUUCAACAAGAUGCAAUGCUUCCUGAUUUAAAUACUUGACAAAAAAAGAAAACCUUAAUCCAAUUUGGCCGUCCCCAAAAAAAUACCGGUUCGCAAAGCGGCGAUUAUACUGCACGAUUCCUCCACGCGACCUCCCUCCGUCGAUCGCGAAAUCCUUCACGCGAGCUCCGUUCGCUUCCUCCGUCGAUCGAUCGCAUUUCGAGCCUACUCCAAGGAUCAGAUCAUCAGUAUUCUCGAAGAAAGGUUGAGGUUAAAUUGAACCAAACUCGCCGACCAGAGUCUUUCAAUAUCAACCCAAAUGGCCAUGGAGACAGCAGAUUCCGUCAAACUAUCAACCAACCUCCCGCCAGCGGCCACCGCCGGCGGUGGCGACGGCCUGAUCAUAUCCACGACCGACGUCAUCCGCUCAUUCCUCACCGCCGCCUCCACAGAUUCUCAUCUUCCCAAGGAUCUCAGAGACCUUUCCUCCUCCCUUUCGGCGCACUCAACCGUACCCUAUAAGUCCCUGAGAAUGAUAUGGUUCGGAUCCGAACGCGAAAGCCGACCCGAUUUGUCCUCUCUCCUCUCCGGUUCAAAUUUCAUCUUUACCAGCCCUAAGCCCAGGGAAAAGAGUGAGGAGUUGAAGGUGAGAUUGAGAAAGCUACAGGAGGCAGCUGAGAAGAAGGCGUAUGAAGAAUUGGUGAAGGACAUUACUCCUAGAAAGACUGUGGAAGAGCCAUUUUCUUCUUACAAGGAUCAGUUGGGCUUUGGAUUGCAUGUGGUGGUAACAAUGUUCUCGGGAUACUUACUUGGAUACGCAGCAUUCAGGGCAUUGUUCGGCAGCAGUCCUGCUAUGAAUGCUGCUGGUGGCAUUCUUGGAUUGGUUGGGGCAAUGCUGGUGGAGACGUUUCUAUUUAUACUUAGAGCUUCUUACCAAGAUAAACGCUCAUCUUCUUCUUCCAGUUUCUCUUCUUCGUCCACUCUGAAGAUAAAAAAGAACCAAUAGAUGUCGGAUUCAGUUUUGUACUUUUAGUUUUAGCGCGCCUUUGGUUGAUAUAUCGGCCACGUGAAAUGUAGACUGCAAUUGAUAUGUGUAAGUUUUGUAGAAA
This is a messenger RNA of Striga asiatica, 1137 nucleotides long. The record is from the annotation of a GenBank genome assembly. NCBI's taxonomy places the organism in Eukaryota, Viridiplantae, Streptophyta, Magnoliopsida, Lamiales, Orobanchaceae.